UUCGCCCCUGGAGGACUGGUACCUGGAUGUACCAACUCGCCGGUACGCUCACUGCCUGUCCUCCAGCAAUGGAUGGCGAUGACCCGGCUUCACGUCAGCUGCAUCUUACCCCAUGGAGGAAACCCAAAGGAGGGUCCAGAGAAGGGCCUCAAAGAUCACGAAGGAGUAUCGACGAAGGAGCCCAGAUGGAGUCGCGGACAGGCUGGACAACACACCCACCGGAGCUCCAGCAAAUCGCGAGACGCGCGCUGGUGUUCCAUGUCAAGUCGUAGAAACUCAGCCACGACGCCGUCCUCCAAGGAUCAUUACGACCAGGAUCCUCGCGAACUGAUGAGGAUCCCCCAGUUGAUGAUCAGCCGGUAAAAUCUGACGUUUCUUGGAAAGUUGGAAUCUGCGCGGGCCAAUUCAGCUAGUGCUGACCGAUUGGGCUGUUGCCUCGACCGAAAGGUUUAAAAUGAAGGUCUGACAUCCACCAGAUUUCUCCGUUGCUUCUAUGUCCAUUUUGUCUUUGUGUAAAUAAUAGCCCUUCAUCCCCCAUCUUGCCCAGUCUUCCAACCUUCCAACACAUAUUUAAUCUUCCUCAUACCAACCUUCACCCAAUACCUCAUAAUCAACCCAUAAUCAACCCACCCUAAACCGCCAACAUGAAGUUCAUGAUUGCCACCGUUGCUGCCUUUGCGGCCACCGCUGCUGCUCUCAAGCUCACCGAGCCCGAGAUGAACGCCAAGUGGGAUCUGUCCCAGACCAACACCAUCAAGUGGGACCACGUCGACUCCGACCCCGAGACCUUCCAGCUUGUCCUCGUCAACCACCAAACCGGCGGCGAGGUAGACAUGACCAUUGCGGACAAGGUCAAGACAUCGGACGGCGAGUACAAGCUCACCAACUUCGUCGCCGCCCCUGGCUCCACCUACAGCAUCAAGGCUUUCGGCACUGAGAAGACCAACAGCGGUCAGCUUGCUGAGUCUCAGACGUUCAGUGUCACCAAGUCUGGAGUUUCCACAACCACUACUGCCACCAGCACCGUCAAGCCCACUUCCUCAGGCACCCCUGCCACUUCUUCCGGCGCCACCCCCAGCCAAACCUCCAACGCUGCCACCGCCCUUGGCGUCACCUUUGGCGUUGCUGGUCCUCUUGCCGCCGUCUUCGCCAUGCUUUUUUAAAAGUUUGACAAGGCCUGAGAGUGAUGGACACCAUACUGCACUACUGCAUGCAUCGAUAUAUAAAUAAGCGCGCUGUUUAGGAUUUUGAUACCACGCAUGACGACAGGGGGAAUGGGACAUAAUACCGUACGAGUACGUAACGACAAUUGGGAAAAGACACUGAAGGUUUAAUGGACAUUAAAUACCCAUAAUUGACCACGACUUUGACCAAGUUGAUGCAUGGGAUUAAAAUCGGGAGGGCGGCGAAGUAUAUUUACUUUGUAAGGUGAAAUCGAUGUGGUUGAAAUUAGAUUGUUGCCGCCGCCAUGAAACUUCGUCCUACAAUCUUCACGCUACAAUGUAGCAACAUUGCAGCCAGAAACUCGACGGAAAGCCCGCAGCUUACGCCUGAAUUCAAGUAUUACGAACACGAUGCAACACCACACACCGUCAGGACUCUUCGCAGAAUGCUUCGCCGCACGUCUUGAGGUGACUGUUGAGUCUAAUAAGCUUUUCCUUUGCUUUCACGCUGAGUGCCGUACAAGCAUUUCGUUCACGAUGUAGCGAGAAACUCUUCAGCUCACAACUAUUCAUUCUAUACCAGUUAUCCAAUAUCGUCAACUAUCACACACAAGACUUCCAUCGACCCCCUCUCAACCUCCCCCGUCCCCUCCAUUACAAGCCAAACCACUUCAAAUCCUCCUCAGGGUGCACCGGGACCGUGUGUCCCACUCCCUUGGCCGAGUAACCAACCAACUUGCUUCCAUCUCCAUACACAAUCUUGGUGUACCCAGUGUCCGGCGCAUUGGCCUGAGUCUUGCUAAACGGAACAUCCAAGACCGUCGACCACUGCUUCAACUGCUCUUGCAAGUUCGGGUAGUUGACAAAGAAAUCCGCCUCACCAUGCCACGUCUGCACCUUGGGAUACGAGCCUUCGGUAUAUCCCUCGGGUUUGCCGUAGAUGCUCUUGAGGACGGCAGCCCACUCCUCUCCGGACUUGAUCUUCUUGCCCUGACCACAAGUCGGGUCCGAGUUCUGCGGACUGGCUCCCGGGGAACCGGCCAGACAGCCGGCAGGGAUUCCCGAGUAGCAUGACACGGCUGAGAAGAUGUCGGGGUAGGCGGCGGCCAUGACGUUGGACAUCAUGCAGCCGGAGGAGGAGCCGGUGACGAAGACCUUGGCAGGGUCGGCGUCAAACUCGGAGAUGGCCCAGCGCACCAUGCUGGCGAGCGAGGUGGUGUCGCCGCCGGCGUCGCGGGUUAGGGAUUUCUUGGAGGCCACGUCCCAGCAGUGGUUGUCGUGCGGGGUGGAGGGGUAGAGGACCACGAAGUUUUUGCGCUGGUCGGCGUGGGGGUUGUAGUUAGACAAGUAGGAGUAAAUAGGGCCGGUGCCGCCGCACAAGUGGAGCUGUUGCAAAGGUUAGUGUUCUGCAUCUUCACGAUGUUGGUGGUAAGGGAGGGGGCUUCUUACGGCUAGGAUGACAGCGGGCUUGGGGGCGAGGUUCUUGGGGACGUAGAUAUGGAGAUCCAAGCCGGUUGGGUUUACGCCAAAGUCGGUAACUGGCGUCAAAACGCCCGUGGGAAUCUGAACUGCCGGCGAACUGCUCGGGGCUUGACCACAGUCUGCGAGUACAGUGGUGCUUCCUAGGCCCAGGGCCAGGUACGUCAAGAGGGAAAUUCGGACCAUGGUAACGAGAGUGGACGGUGUUGGAUAACCGGGUUUGAUAAAGAGUGAAUAGAGGUGGGUUGUGAGUUGAUAGUGGUGUAGCACUUGCUGGAAAAAAUCAUGCUGAAGACGAGGUCGGAAGCACCUUCUUAAGCCAUUUCUUAGAACUAGUAAAC
Neurospora crassa OR74A is the source of this 2983-nucleotide messenger RNA. RefSeq lists its product as hypothetical. Bases 645 to 1163 code for a protein of 172 amino acids. The record is from RefSeq and is a predicted model, not a curated record. Lineage: Eukaryota; Fungi; Ascomycota; Sordariomycetes; Sordariales; Sordariaceae. The transcript has 3 exons.